Messenger RNA from Pochonia chlamydosporia 170, 1023 nucleotides. Its product is annotated as NAD dependent epimerase/dehydratase. The record is from RefSeq and is a predicted model, not a curated record. The transcript has 4 exons. NCBI's taxonomy places the organism in Eukaryota, Fungi, Ascomycota, Sordariomycetes, Hypocreales, Clavicipitaceae. Bases 1 to 1023 code for a protein of 340 amino acids. Gene Ontology annotation, molecular function: oxidoreductase activity, acting on the CH-OH group of donors, NAD or NADP as acceptor.
AUGACCAAGGUUCUCCUCACUGGCGGCUCGGGCUUCAUUGCCGCCCACAUCUUGGACCAGCUCCUCAACAAGGGCCACCAGGUAAUCACGACUGUGCGAACCGAGGAAAAGGCCAAGCCCAUCCGUGAAGCGUACAAGGACAAGGGAGAUCAGCUUGAAGUAGUGGCGGUGGGCGACAUUGCAAAGGAGAAUGCGUUUGACGAGGUCGUCAAGAAGCCCGGCAUUGAGGUGGUGAUGCACACGGCGAGUCCGUUUCACUUCAAAUGGACCGACGCUCAAACGGAAUUGAUUGAUCCCGCCCUCGUCGGCACCACAGGCAUCCUCAAGGCCAUCAAACGGUCCGCCCCAACCGUCAAACGAGUCAUUGUCACGUCGUCAUUCGCCUCCGUCCUCGACGAGGCACACCUCUCCGACGCAUCCCACACCUUUACCGAACAGUCCUGGAACCCCGUCACCAUCGACCAGCUGCACUCGUCGCCCGCCACGGCCUACCGUCUCUCCAAGACGCUCGCCGAGAAAGCGGCCUGGGACUUUGUCGCCCGCGAGAAGCCCAACUUUGACCUCGCCACCAUUUGUCCGCCCGUGGUGUUUGGCCCCGUCGUGCACCACCUAGCCUCCCUGGAGAGCAUCAAUACUUCGAAUGAGCGUGUUGUGUCGCUCGUCAGCGGCGGCUGGAACAAGGGGAUUCCGGCGACGGGCCCCAUCACCGUGUGGGUGGACGUGCGGGACACAGCGUUGGCGCACGUGAGGGCCAUGGAGAGGGAGGACGCCGGCGGGAAGAGGCAUUUGACGAUUGGGGGCAGGUUUAAGAAUCGUGAUAUUGCGGAGGUGGCGUGGAGGAGGUUUGCGGACCUGGGGGAUAAGUUGCCGGAGAGGGAUGUCGAGGGCGGAGGAGCGCCGAGCGCGAGUGAGAAUUUUCGGUAUAAUAAUGAUGAGACGACGAGGGUGCUGGGGAUGAAGUGGACAGGGUUGGAUGAGAGUAUUGGUGAUUUGAUUGUGUCGUUGAAGGAGCAUGGGAUUUAA